Symbiodinium necroappetens is the source of this 1164-nucleotide messenger RNA. The record is from the annotation of a GenBank genome assembly. Lineage: Eukaryota; Dinophyceae; Suessiales; Symbiodiniaceae.
AUGCCUUCUCAAGGACUUCGCAUCUCUGCCGUCCUCCUGCUCGUGCUCGUGCAGGCGGAAGGCGCAUCAAGCUCGUCGGGCGACCAGGAUGUGGCAUUCGACUUGUCGAUGUUUGAUGACAUCAAGGAAGCUUUCGGAUCAUUAGAUCCAGACAGCAACAAGUCCUACGAGACGCAGGCGCAGGAGGCCAUUGCAAACCUGGUGAAUUCCGUGAAGAGCGUCGUUCCAGAGGAAGUGAAGGAAGAGAAGUCCUUCCUUGCAAAAGGACAGACGUGCAAGAGGAAGUGUGCAAAGGAAAUGAAGCGGCAUUUGGGUAACACUUGUGAGCACCUCGAAUUCCGGGUGCAGGAAGCGAAGAAGGUCAACCAUGCGCAUCUUAUUGAGUCAACGGAAAAUGUUCUCAAGAUUUGCAAGCAGAGCCAGAAGCACCAUGACGAGCACUGCAAGUGGCGCUGCUGGCGUGAAGAGCUUUUUGCUGUCGGCAUCGUGACCAGCUACGAUGCCGCCAAGGGCUUCGGCUUCCUGAAAGUCGAGGGAAUACGGGGCGACGUCUUCUUCGCAAGGUCAGACCUUCCGCCGGAUCUCAGGGAGGAGGACAAGAAGGAGAAGGUCAUCCACAAAGUCAUAGAGUUUGAGCUCCAGAAGAAGUCCGAUGGGAAGCUGCGUGCCAGGAAGCUGCUCUUCCUCCAUAGGAACCUGGAAGGUGUGGGCCAAAGAACGCGAGGAAGGGUGGCCAAGUACCACCAAGACAAAGGCUAUGGAUUCCUGGAAUGCGAGUACGGCGACAACGUCUUCUUCCUGAGGAGCUCGCUUCCCAAGGACCUGAACGAGGCCGGCUUCGAGGAGCUCUCGCAGCUGGAGAUCUCCUUCCAGAUAUACUUCAAAGAGCAGGGCAAGCCGCGCGCACAAAACUUGGAAAUUGUCGGCAGGGAACGGAGAGAGGAGCGGCCCCAGCUACAGGGCGGUGAGGUUUUGAUUGGAGAAAUCGUGACUUUCGAGCCGGUCAAGGGCUUCGGCUUCGUCCGGUCAGAGAGCUGUGACGAGGAUGUGUACUUCCUGCGCCCGGAGUUGCCAGAGGAACUUGCUGCUGCAGAGCGCAAGGAGGAGGUUGUCGGGGAGCGUGUGGAGUUCGAGGCCAGUUCGCAGCGCAUGUGGUUGAGUUGA